Messenger RNA from Gongylonema pulchrum, 633 nucleotides. Lineage: Eukaryota; Metazoa; Nematoda; Chromadorea; Rhabditida; Gongylonematidae. The record is from the annotation of a GenBank genome assembly.
AUGAAUGAAAUGCGUCCACUGUGGAUUAAGUAUGCAUCAUUGUGUCGACAGCAAGGAAAAUUAUCGAUGUCUCGACAGAUUCUGACAAAUCUGCUAGGCUUGAAAAGAAAUGAAGAAAUCCAGAAUGCCCUUAAUUUACCCCUGGAUAAGCCUUCAUUGGUGCUAGCUGUUUGCAAGCAGUUCUGGGCCGAAAAGCGAACGGAUUUGGCUUGCAAUACUCUUGAGGCUUUGGUUAAUAGUCUUGAAGUGCAAAAGUCGACAAGUGAACAACAGCUGCAGCAGCAGCAGCACCGCGACAUGCGUGAAACAUCACCAGCUGUUAAUCUGGUUGAUAUAAUCAAUGUACCACAGGCAUUUGUCAGGGGCAGUCAGGCCCAGCUAUCGCCUAAACCAGCCGUUUUAGCCUCAUCAGCCCCGCUCAUCGUACAGUUUCCUGGGCCAUCACCCAACGAUUUACAACAACAGCAACCGCAAGCAACUAUAACUCAGGCAAUGCGAUUUUACGCCGAUGCGACAGCUUAUGAUUCGAACUGGUAUAAAGCAUGGCAUAAGCUAGCUUCUGCCUAUUAUAAUGCUGCUAUGUAUCAGUCACAGAGUACUGUGAGUUAUGCUUUUUUUGCCUUUUUUUUUUAA